Engraulis encrasicolus (European anchovy) is the source of this 1755-nucleotide messenger RNA. Its product is annotated as ankyrin repeat domain-containing protein SOWAHA-like. The record is from RefSeq and is a predicted model, not a curated record. NCBI's taxonomy places the organism in Eukaryota, Metazoa, Chordata, Actinopteri, Clupeiformes, Engraulidae. Gene Ontology annotation, molecular function: protein binding. The coding region runs from base 67 to 1755 and encodes 562 amino acids. The transcript has 4 exons.
AGACAGGUAAGCUGCCUUUCGUUUCGUCCCGAAUCCCGAUGCGCUUUCUGCCGUUCUACACCGAAAAUGGAAAUAUCAGAAAACUACGUCGUAACCAUGUUGUUACACGCGGGAGGAAAGAUGAGGAAUUCCGACAUUGUGGGGGUUAACUGCGAGGAUCCCGUGGAAAAGAAACGAAACAGGGACCUCAUAAAGAACAUUAUAAACACUGUGGCAGUCGUGAAGGAGCUAGAAGACGGCAAAUAUAUUGUUCUCAAAAAGAAAUAUCACCAUUUACUUGACCAAUCAAGCAGUGAACACGAGAACGCGAGUGCAGACGACCUGGCAAACAGAUAUGACAAAGUCCAAGACGAGCGCAGCAGUUCACAUUUUCAAGGUGGAGACAGCUGUUUAUCUGAGCGUAAUGAGGACAGAGAGCACACUGUAGACAGCUGUGGAGAAGCCUCUCCCACCAGCCCUGAUGACCACUCACCUAUUCUGCUGGCCCUGCAGAGAUCCAGAGGCAAACCUGUCGACCUGAAGCCCAGAAAGUCCAUCAACUUUGUCAGAUCACAGGUGAUAACUUUAAACGAAUCUUCCAAAGGAGAGCAAGAGUUGUUUCCUGGCCAGGCUGCUACACUCAGCCCCAAUAAGCCCUGUGCCCUGCCAUUAAGGCUGCCUUUAGCAGCAACACACACAUCAGAAGACCCCAAUGAGGAGGACUACGUAGAGACGUCAUUCCAGGGGGGCAGAGCGGAGAGCGUCCCCAGUACCCCGAGGAACAAGAGGAGGCCCUCCGUGGAGUCGUGGGUCUCCGGCUCCCCGCUGCUCCUCAGGCGCGGCUGUAAGAACUCGCGGCCCGCGGAGCAGCAGCAGGAGCAGGUCAAGCACUCGCUCGUGGUCCCCCUGGAGCGCAGCGAGCACGACUGGCUGGUGAAGUCCGCAGCGGGCCAGUGGGAACAGGUGUACGGCCUCCUCCUCCACGACGUCCAUCUGGCCCAGAAGAGCGACUUCAUCUCCGGCUUCACCGCCCUCCACUGGGCCGCCAAGUGCGGAAACAGCUCCAUGGUCACCAAGAUCAUCGAGUUGUCACGGCGACACGCUGACGGCGGGGGCGGGGGGGUGGACGUGAAUGCGCGGUCUCACGGCGGCUACACGGCCCUGCACAUCGCAGCUCUGCAUGACCAGGAGUACAUCAUGAGCAUGCUGGUCAACCAAUACGAGGCAGACACACGCGUCCGCGACAACAGCGGCAAGAGGGCCUACUGCUACCUACACAAGGGGGUCUCACACGCCGUCAGGGAGCUUCUGGGGGAGCCCCCCCGGGCCCCCCGUCCCCCCCGCCAGGCCACAGUGGCGGCCCACCAUGCGGAGAGGGAGGAUGGGGAGGUUGUCAAGGGGGGUCACCACCCCCACCCCCACCACCACAAGGAGCACCACUCCACCCUCUCCCGCCUCUUCCAGGCGCACGCCAAGGCCAAGCCCAAGCUGAGGGAGGUCUUCUACUCCGCUAGUGAGGACAUCAGAGACGCCAUCAUGUCCGCCAGCGAGGAGAUCAAGCCCAAACUCCGAGAGGCCUUCUUGUCCGUCGGAGAGGAGCAGAGGAGCAGACACACAGACGACACCCGAAGUAAGCACCCAGACGACACCAGGAGCAGACACACAGACGACACCAGGAGUAAGCACCCAGACGACACCCGCCCCAGAGAGGCGGAGGAGCAGCGGUUCAGACGUAAGGAUGUGUUCUAUUCCAGCGAGGAACCAGAGGAGGUGUAG